Molecule: messenger RNA, 682 nt
Organism: Hevea brasiliensis (rubber tree)
Lineage: Eukaryota; Viridiplantae; Streptophyta; Magnoliopsida; Malpighiales; Euphorbiaceae
Product: 30S ribosomal protein S16-2, chloroplastic/mitochondrial
Exons: 3
Coding region: 125-484 (119 amino acids)
Biological process (GO): mitochondrial translation
Cellular component (GO): small ribosomal subunit; ribosome
Molecular function (GO): structural constituent of ribosome
Source: RefSeq, a predicted model, not a curated record
UCACAAAUGGAUAUGCGGGGACAAAGCGUUAACGCCAAAACCCCGAAGCCUAAAACCCUCGACUAAGUAAGCUCACCUUCCUGCUGUUAAUCUCUGAGGGAAGUUUGUUGAAUCAAAAGAGCAAAUGGCAGUGAAGAUACGAUUGGAGAGAUGCGGAUGCAGGAACAGACCAUUUUACAGGAUCGUUGCUGCUGAUAGCAAAUCACCUAGAGAUGGCAAGAUUCUUCAAGUCAUUGGUUUCUAUAAUCCCUUGGCUGGUAAAGAGGACAAUAAGAAAGUGGGCCUCAAAUUCGACAGAGUGAAGUAUUGGCUAUCAGUUGGUGCCCAGCCUUCAGACCCUGUACGAAACAUUCUUUUCAAUGCAGGGUUACUAUCCCCACCACCAAUGGUGGUAAUGGGAAACAAAAGUGGACCACAUAAAACAUGCCCUGUUGAUCUAACAACUGGUGAUAUGUCGAAUCCAGAGAAAUCCAUCACCCUGUAAAACAUUUCUGCAGUAGUCUUGGUUUUCCUCUUUUGAGGGCAUUUUGUCUUAAUGUUUGGAUUGUUGGAGUUGGGGUUGAUUACCAGAAGAAUGAAUAUUUUGAGCUGAGCUCCUGUAAGCAUAGUCAAUAGCUCACUAAGUUGGUUAGUUGAAUAUUUUGAAAGAACUAUUAAGAGUUAUCUUGCUUUUGUUUGUGCA